GAAAUUUAAUAGGUAAGUUACACAAGCAUAACCUCAUAUGAGUAUAUAAGUAAGUGAAUUCUCGUAGAAGAGAAAUUGAGUGAGAGCCUAUAAUUUUGUGUUUUUUACAGCCCAAAGAAAAAAAAACUACACCUGCCAAUCAACCCUAGAAUUUUGUUGGUUCUACUACACCUGCCAAUCAACACCUGAAUUUCAGUUCCACAUUUAAUCUUCAAACAUCUUAAACAUAAUGGAGAAAAUCUCAAUGAAGUUUGCCUUCCUUUUCUUUUUAGCAGUCACAUCCGUGAUGAGCAUUGAAACAGCUGAGGCAAGUCGGUUAUUACCAGAAAAAACUCCUCAAACUGUGUUACACCAUGAAGAAGCUUCUGCGCAGAUUGUGAAAUCCCAAAAUCGUCGCUGCAAAGAAGGGUGUCAUGUACAUUGUGUUCCCAAUCCAUUUAUUGUUCAAUGUAUUUGUGUCUGCUAAUUUCAGUUGCAUCUCGUUUAUUCAAAUAAAAUUUAUAAAUUUCAGUUUUAAUAAACUUUCAUUUCUAAUAAUAAUAUUUGUUUGAUCUUCGGUGUGCAUUGACCAUUACAUUUGAGAAUUUUAUGGAGAAAAUUCACACGGAUAUCCGAAAAAAGAUAAUAUGUACAGACAUACAUUUGAAGAUUGGG
Thlaspi arvense is the source of this 654-nucleotide messenger RNA. The record is from the annotation of a GenBank genome assembly. NCBI's taxonomy places the organism in Eukaryota, Viridiplantae, Streptophyta, Magnoliopsida, Brassicales, Brassicaceae.